CAGCUUUAAAAAUGUGACGACAUGGAAGCCACAGCCCCAUCUAUGGAGCCUUCGGGCCAUCAGAUUGACUGUUUAUCUACUUGUUUACCCCAAUCUCCCCGGAGACGAACUGAGGAAGGUCAAUUUGCCGGUAACUUUACGUAGGGACUGAUGAUAUUCCAGGCUCCUCGCAGCACCAGAAAGCCCUUGCAGAAGAACAUGGAGAAUAGUUGCAAGCAAGGCCUCGAUCUCAGGCGAAGAAAGAGCAUAAAUCGGCCAAGUGGGCAGGGGUGGGCCCACCAGCGUCAGAGCCUGGUUUCCCAGACGCCGGGCCCUGUGCGUUGCCAUGCCAACACCCAAUUGUUGAUGGGAACCGCGGGUCACAUAGAUAGAUCUCCAGUGCUCCAGAAUAAACCUUCACAUCUUCACGUCCUCAAGGUUUCUACUCAAGUUCAAUUCAGAACAUCUGGAGCUGUGUGAUCUUUGCCUUGAGUGGUCACUUCUAAACCCCUUUCCAUCUUGCUAUAGUUACUUGAGGCUCUAGCAACUUCCACUUUCGCUUUUCGUUCUUUGCGCGUUCAAUUGUUUCAGGUUCACCGACUGACACCUUACCAGGAUCAACCGUCAACCGGCUGCACAGCCAUGAUUUCCGCCGCACCGAACGCGCUGGGAAACGGCCGCCAUCGCCGUCAAAUUUCCACACCAGCAGCUCCAUUCGAGGUCGCCGCGCCGGCAAUUAUGUCCAAUAUGCAACCCCGUCGCUCACAUCGUCGGGGCCAAACGGUAGACUUCAGCUCUUUCAGCCCACAUGUCGCCAUGGACCGACAGCAUAUGCCGAAGACGGUUUCGCAGCUACGAGACUAUUUUAACGAAAAAUCAGGUUACCCAUCUCAACAGAGGAACGUACAUCAGUAUCAAUCUUAUGCCCCACAGCCAGAGCAGUCAUAUAUGCCCUCGGGUAUGCCUGUGCAGCAAUCCUAUCAAUACCAGCCCUCGCUCGGCUCCGAUUGCCAGGCCUUCAACCAAGAACAACUGCAAGCGAUCCACACUAGCACUGGCAGCCCUUCACCAUCUUCGAUCGGUGCUCCGGCUCUGUCCCGGUCAGCCAGCGAGUGCUCCGAAAACACACCAUUGAAGCUCGCUCUGCACCGUAUGCAGCAAGAACAAUUCUCGAACCAGCAAAACCAACAGUUCAUAGACAAUGCCGAUUGGGAAUUGUUUCCCCAGCGCAACAUGCCAAUGGCCCAGAACGAACAGGUGACGGCUUUUGCAGGAUCGAUGCAUCCAGUCUCUGUUCAACCAAAGGCUCCUUCUGCGAGGAUUAUCUCGCAAAUGUCUACUGAUUACGCUUCACCUCUCACCCCAGAUUCUACCCCUUUGAAAAGAUCCAUUGAUUAUUCCAUGUAUAGCAAUGACCCGACACCUACCAAGUCCCAAAGCUUUUCCUUCCCCCAUGUGCCUGCUUCCUGUGAGAUGCAGAAAACCCAGUCCCUUCAAGGAGUCCCUCGUGUCACCCCCAUGCAAGUCAAGCAUCAAAUACCCUCGCCCGCCAAUUCCCCUACCGGGUCCUCGUUCACCGAAGUUGCUGAUAUGCCAUCGCCUAACUCUUAUGGAGUGACCCCGCAAAAGCCCAUGAUCUCAGCACCAUCUCUCUCCCCCGCAUCAUCUGUUAUUCAGCCGGCUGCUUAUGAUGGAGAUCUUGACGCCAGAGUCAAGGCUUCUGUCCAACAGACUGGUGUGUCAACUGAUGAGAUUGCCAAGUACAUUUCAGGACCUGAUCCCAAGGACGGCAAGUGGGUAUGUCUGUUCACGGACUGCCUUUGCCGCUUUGGCCGGAAGGAGAACAUUAAGUCUCACGUCCAAACACACCUUGGAGACCGUCAGUUCAAGUGCGACAUCUGUGAGAAACAUUUCGUCCGCGGACAUGAUCUCAAACGUCACCUCAAGACACACAGCGGCAAUAAGCCUUUCGCAUGUGCUUGUGGUGCCAGCUUCGCCAGACAAGAUGCUCUCACUCGUCACCGCCAGCGCGAUAUGUGCGUUGGCGGCUUUACCGGAGUGGUUCCCAAGACCACCAAGCGUGGUCGCCCUCCCAAGAGAAAGAACAACCGUCCUGAUGUCGAUGCUCGCCAGAUUAAGUCCACUCGUACUCGUCAACGGGUUGCCGAAAAGGCCGCCUCGCUCCCCUCAAUCCAGACCCACCGUACUCUCCAAGAGGCUCCUGUGUUCAACUCGCCAAACUAUGCACCAUCCGGUGCCGUCUCGUCAUUCACGCCGCCUACCUCCCCUGGCAACAGAUACAACGAUAUUUCCUCGCCAUCUGGAACGUACAACUCUCUCGACGCCAAGCUCGAGGAUGACAUGCUGCCACUAUCACCUCCUCAGUUGGCUCAUGCCAGAUAUGAGCAAGCCAUGGCACACUACGGAUCAAAUCUGACUUCUGAGCCGUACUCGCAGGAAUCUAUCUACAGUGGAUCUGCCCUUUCCCCUCGGGAGAUGUCUUCUCCCCACACGGCGCCCACCCUGAUAGAAUCCUCCAUUGGUUCAGAUAUCGAUAUUUUCAUGACGCAAGACCCAUCUGAAGACCUACAGAAGGAGUUUGGACACCUUACCAACUCGGGUCUGCCUAGUUUCCCAACUUAUCAGUUCAUGGACAGCAGCGACUUUGUCACAUCAUCUUUCUACCCCGAGAAGCACUUCUCUGGUCUCCCCACCCUGGACGAUGAGCUGGCCGACCCCAUUGACUGCUUGUCCAAUGAAUUCCUCGUCGACCCUUGA
Messenger RNA from Penicillium canescens, 2757 nucleotides. RefSeq names its product putative C2H2 transcription factor (Swi5) (gene ace2). The record is from RefSeq and is a predicted model, not a curated record. NCBI's taxonomy places the organism in Eukaryota, Fungi, Ascomycota, Eurotiomycetes, Eurotiales, Aspergillaceae. The transcript has 3 exons. The coding region runs from base 622 to 2757 and encodes 711 amino acids.